Messenger RNA from Penicillium macrosclerotiorum, 447 nucleotides. RefSeq lists its product as uncharacterized. Bases 1 to 447 code for a protein of 148 amino acids. The record is from RefSeq and is a predicted model, not a curated record. The transcript has a single exon. Lineage: Eukaryota; Fungi; Ascomycota; Eurotiomycetes; Eurotiales; Aspergillaceae.
AUGCCUGCAAGGAGCUCAACGAAGACAACCCUGCCUGUCAGGCAGCCGCAGGCGGACCCAAUCGAUUUCCCUGAUGAUAAUUUUGGCUACUUGACGAUAAAUUCGGAUAACGAGAUGGAUAUCGAUGAGUCUGCUGAGCCUGGAGAAAGGUACGAUCCCGAAAGCAAUAAACUAACCUCCAAGUAUUUUCCUAUUUGCCUGGGAAAUAUACUGGGCGGCCGAUACGUAAUCGAGCAUAAGAUCGAGUUUGGUGGCUUCUCCACAGUAUGGCUCGCCGUCAAUAUGGAACAGAAACAAGUGGCACUAAAGGCCACUGCUGCUGCUCCUAUAGGCUCGAAUAAUACCGAGAUCGCGAUUCAGAAUCUUGUGAAGAGCACAGUGCAGGAUACCUCUUAUCUUAUGACUCUCCUCGAAUCUUUUCCUCUCACUCCAGAUGGGAGACACUAG